AUGAGUGAAGGAACCGCGACUAUUCGUACUCGCAAAUUCAUGACCAACAGAUUGUUGGCCAGAAAGCAGAUGGUAUGCGAUGUCCUCCAUCCAGGCAAGCCCACCGUCAGCAAAACUGAAAUCCGUGAGAAGCUGGCGAAGAUGUACAAAGUGACACCCGAUGUUGUUUUCGUGUUCGGUUUCAAGACAAACUUUGGAGGUGGCAAAUCCACAGGUUUUGGUCUAAUCUACGACACCUUAGAUUUCGCUAAGAAGUUUGAGCCCAAACAUAGGUUAGCGCGCCAUGGAUUGUACGAAAAGAAGAGACCCACGCGCAAACAGCGUAAAGAACGUAAGAACAGAAUGAAGAAGGUGCGUGGUACUAAGAAAUCUAAAGUAGGUGCGGCCGCUAAGAAGUGA
Molecule: messenger RNA, 399 nt
Organism: Pieris macdunnoughi
Lineage: Eukaryota; Metazoa; Arthropoda; Insecta; Lepidoptera; Pieridae
Source: the annotation of a GenBank genome assembly